This is a messenger RNA of Arachis duranensis, 2114 nucleotides long. RefSeq names its product probable beta-1,4-xylosyltransferase IRX10L. Bases 554 to 1804 code for a protein of 416 amino acids. Lineage: Eukaryota; Viridiplantae; Streptophyta; Magnoliopsida; Fabales; Fabaceae. The record is from RefSeq and is a predicted model, not a curated record. The transcript is spliced from 4 exons. Gene Ontology annotation, biological process: plant-type secondary cell wall biogenesis; glucuronoxylan biosynthetic process. Gene Ontology annotation, molecular function: 1,4-beta-D-xylan synthase activity; glucuronoxylan glucuronosyltransferase activity.
AACCAAACCAAACCAGAAAUUUUGCAAAACUAGCCACCCUUCUUCCUCCCUCCUUCUUCUUCAAUCCUCACCAAUAUUUUUUCUUAAAAAAGAAAGAACGAACCCAUCUUUUUCCAAUUUGUUUUCUCUUUCUGAAGUUGGUGUGUGAUAAACAUUGCUAAUUGCCACCUAUUUCUUCAAAGCAAAUCCACCAUAGCUCCCAUUUCCUUUUUGGUCCCUCAUAUGUGUCUCUCUCUGUGCUGCUGGGGAAGAACCCAUAUCACUGUCUUCCAGAUGUUUGAGGAAAUGCCUAUAUGAAACCUCAAUGCUAAGAAAUCUCUCACAACUACUUUCCUUUGUGACAUCUUAACCAUCAUUCAUCACCAUAAUUGCUACCUUCUUCUGUUGACCACAAUUUGGACUUUAAAUUCUUGUUCCCCUUAUAAUCUCUCUCUCUCAAGUGUUGUUCCUUGGUGCAGUUGCUGCAGCUAGCUACUUUUUGUGAUACCCUUGGUGCACCCUAGUGAGGUUUACUUGGAUCAAGGUGUUUCUGGUGUCUGGGGUGUGAAUAAAAAUGGAUUUUUGGAAGUGGGUUUUCUUUGGUUUUCUUUGUGCUGCUCUUGUUUUGAGAAUUGGUGCUGUGGAGCUCGGUCGAAACCAACCUACUGAGAGAAUUUCAGGUAGUGCUGGUGAUGUGUUGGAAGAUAAUCCGGUUGGAAGGUUGAAGGUCUUUGUUUACGAACUUCCAAGCAAAUAUAACAAGAAAAUUCUGCAAAAGGACCCAAGAUGCCUUAAUCAUAUGUUUGCUGCCGAAAUCUUUAUGCACCGGUUUCUCUUAUCGAGUCCUGUGCGAACCCUUAAUCCCGAAGAAGCUGAUUGGUUUUACACCCCCGUAUACACCACCUGUGACUUGACGCCAAAUGGACUCCCUUUACCUUUUAAGUCACCGCGAAUGAUGCGAAGUGCCAUACAGCUUAUUUCUUCAAACUGGCCUUACUGGAACCGGACAGAAGGGGCAGAUCAUUUCUUUCUGACCCCUCAUGACUUCGGAGCAUGCUUCCAUUAUCAAGAAGAGAAAGCAAUUGAAAGAGGAAUUCUUACAUUGCUAAAGCGAGCUACCUUGGUCCAAACAUUUGGUCAGAGGAAUCAUGUAUGCCUGAAAGACGGCUCAAUCACUAUUCCACCAUAUGCUCCGCCACAGAAAAUAUAUGCCCACCUAAUUCCUGAAAACACUCCCAGGUCCAUUUUUGUUUACUUCCGAGGACUGUUUUAUGAUGUCGGAAAUGACCCUGAAGGUGGUUACUAUGCAAGAGGUGCAAGGGCAGCAGUGUGGGAGAACUUCAAGGACAAUCCACUGUUUGACAUUUCCACUGAUCAUCCAACCACAUACUAUGAGGACAUGCAAAGAGCUGUGUUUUGUUUGUGCCCGCUCGGCUGGGCCCCGUGGAGCCCACGGUUGGUCGAAGCCGUGGUUUUCGGCUGCAUUCCCAUCAUUAUUGCCGAUGACAUUGUUCUGCCAUUCGCUGAUGCUAUUCCAUGGGAAGAGAUAGGCGUUUUUGUUGAUGAGGAAGAUGUCCCUAAAUUGGACACUAUACUAACAUCAAUCCCACCUGAAGUUAUCUUAAGAAAGCAGAGAUUGCUUGCAAACCCUACCAUGAAGCAAGCUAUGCUGUUUCCACAACCAGCUCAACCGGGAGAUGCAUUCCAUCAAGUACUCAAUGGCCUUGCGCGUAAGCUGCCACAUGACCGGAGUAUAUACCUGAAACCGGGGGAGAAGUUAUUGAAUUGGACUGCCGGCCCGGUCGGUGAUCUCAAACCCUGGUAAUGAUUGUAACAGUUUUCUUAAAGCAUCUAGAAUUCUUUACAUAUCUUGGUCAAUACUCCCAAAGUGUUCAUAGGGAUUUGUAGUUGAGUUGUUGAUUUUUGUUGAGAUUGUAAAUUUUGAUUUUUUCUCAAGACAAUUCAUUAGAUAAAUACAAAUACAAUUCAUUUACAAGCUUUAUUGCUGUCACGCCCCUACUCUUUAUAAUGUGUUGUUGUCUACAGAAUACAGUAGCAUCGUUUGAUCCGUGUAGCCUGUUUCGAUUGCUGAGAUAAUUUUCUCAAUUAUCAUUAUUAUUGUUGUAUUUAUGCUA